Messenger RNA from Trichobilharzia regenti, 1541 nucleotides. Lineage: Eukaryota; Metazoa; Platyhelminthes; Trematoda; Strigeidida; Schistosomatidae. The record is from the annotation of a GenBank genome assembly.
AUGGAGAAUCAUGGAAAUAAUCUCAGCAGACUUUCAGAAGAUGCAAAAUUGUCCAGGAAUAGCUCUUUUUCAAGACAUGGAACCAAGUCGGACACAAAUGUCGAACUGCCAACAUGUCUAUCAAAAAGAGGUGAUUUACCACCCAUUCAGAAAAACGAAAGACGGUUAUCGACGCAUUCUGAAAAGAAGUCAGUUACAUUUUCAGUCUGUGGUGGCGAGAAAAGCAAUCGUAUUCUAAAUGCUUCAGACUGCUUUGAUUAUAUGCGUAAAGGCAGUGAAAUGAUAAAAUUACACACAAGUGGACGUCAAUAUAAACGAAUAUUUUAUUUAAAUGAACAAAUGAAUUGUAUAAAAUGGUCAUCUUCUUCAUCGAAUAAACGUCAAUCGAAUUCACAAAUUGAUAUUGAAGAAAUUCAUGAAGUUCAACUGGGCUGUUCAUCAAGAACAACACAUUCACUUGGUCGAAAACGUCCACUUAGUUUAACACCAACAUUAUCAUAUAGUUUUUUAUCCUCGACAGGAUCAGGUAGUCUGAUUCAAACAGCUUCACGUAAUUAUUCAAAUAAUAAUUCAAAUUCAUCAUUAACAAUUGGUUCAAUGUCACCACAAUUACAAAGUUCAACAUCAUUAAAUUCUGCUAUACUGAAUCUUAGUUCUAGUGCAUUUACAAUAUGUUAUGGUGCAGAUUUUACUGUGCUAGAGAUAUUAGCUUCAGGUCCAGAAGAAGCAAAUAUUUGGGUAACCGGGCUAAAAUGUCUUAUGGCUGGUGCACAAGAUCCUCAAGUCUUAGAAGAUAGACAAAAACCACGUGACAGAUGGUUGCAAUUGAUGUUUCAUGAAGCCGAUUCAACUAAACAAGGAUAUUUAAGUGAAUUUGAAGUAAUUCGUUUGAUCAGAACAAUAAAUCCAAGUCUUUCGUCAACACAUCUUAGGCAUAAAUUAAAAGAAUUAGAAAGUAAACUGAAAGAUCACAAAGGUCGGAUAACAAAAGAUGAUUUUGUAAAUUUUUUUAAGAAAGUUGCAACAAGACAAGAAAUUUAUUACAUUCUUGUUAGAUAUUCCAGUGGAGCGGAACAUUUAAGCGCUGAAGAUUUAAAGAAUUUUUUCGAAAGUGAACAAGGUAGAACUGGUUUAACUCUCGAACAGUGUAUAUCAAUCAUCAACCGUUUUGAACCUUCUCAAGAAAAUCGUCAAUACAAUCUGAUGGGUAUAGAUGGUUUCACUUCAUUGCUGUUAUCUGAAGAAUGUGAUAUAUUCAAUCCUGUACACUUACAAGUAUGCCAAGAUAUGUCUCAGCCAAUAACACAUUAUUACAUUGCAUCAUCGCAUAAAACAUUUCUCCUUGAAGAUCAACUUACAGGUCCUUGUAGUAUUGAAGGUUAUCAAAGAGCACUUCUUUCAGGUUGUAGAUAUAUUGAACUUGAAGUCUACGACGGUCAUGAUGGUCAUCCAGUUGUCAGACGUGUAAACUCACGACCUCCUGGUAUUCCAAUACAAGCUGUAUUAAAUACAAUACAUGAUUUUGCAUUCAUUCGUUCAGA